UCAAGAGCACUGUAAAACAGAAGUAGUUCAAUUUUCAGUUAAAGUGUUUUCAUUAGCUGAAUUAUCAGUACCUGAAAUAACACCAAGCCUUUCAAAUACAAAUGAUUGCACUUAAUCCUGGAGUGGUCACGUGGCAUCUGACAGACACUAGCUGCACUGCAUUCACUCACUGUUCAACCGAUACACUGGCAGACGUGCGGUACCAUCUUCUUUUCAAUUAACUAAAUACAGACAUAUUCAGCUCAUCAAUAUCACAUUAGUCGCUGUAGUGUGUUGGAGAGAAGAGACUGUUUCCAGAGCUGCAUCACUGAAGUCUACCAGACGCCAUGCGAUCUUUGCCAUUACUGAAGAUCCAACGUGAGUUUGUGGAAGACCUACAAUUUGGAAAGUGAACAUCAUAGGGAAAUUGUACUCCAACUGUUGCUCGAGGAAAAUGAUGAAUCAGAUGAUGAGUUUGAUAUUUACAUUGAUAUGGAAGAAGACAGUGUGGAAACAAGAGAAGAAGAUUCAAUCACUGAGCAAGAUGCGGACUCCAGUGAGAGUGACAGUGAUGAUCAUGUUGACAAAUGUUUUCUAGGAAGAAACAAAUCCACAAAAUGGUCAAAAGCAUGUCCCCCCUCAAAAAUGUUCGUACUGUAUGACAAAACAUUGUCACUCAUUUACCAGGAGUGAAAGGAGCCACUAAGAAUGCCGGAACAUCGGUGGAAUUUUGGGAAUUAUUUUUCAAUGGUGAAUCACUGUCUAGUAUUGUUGAUCACACUAAUAAAAAGAUUUUUGCAGUACAGAAAAUUAUUCCAGAGAAAGGGUUGCUCAACUGACAGACGUAUCUGAAGUAAAAGCUCUGUUAGGAGUAUUGUAUUUAUGUGCUGCAACAGAAGAUAACUGUACUAACACCCAAGAUAUAUGGACAGCCAAUAAAAUGGAAAUUGAGUUAUGUCGUCUUAUAAUGACUGAAAAACGAUUUAGUUUCCAAUUGUAUUGCUGAGGAUUGACAACAAAGAUACCAGAGAGGAAAGGAAGAAGGUGGAUAAUUUAGCCCCCAUACGUGAGGUGUUUUCUUCCUUUGUGGAAAACUAAAAAUGCUUACUCUGUUGGAGAGUACUGUACUGUUGAUGAAAAGCUGGAAGCUUUCAGGGGCAAGUGUUUCUUCGGACAGUACAUCCCUAGUAAACGAAAUAUGUAUGGGCUGAAAACAUUUGCUUUGGUGGAUGCUAGGAUGUGUUACACAGCCAACCUGGAAAUUUACACUGGUAAGCAGCCUAUAGGGCCAUUUGCAGUUAGCAACAAACCAACAGAUGUUGUGAAAUGUCUCACUAAUGAGAUCUCGGAAACUGGAUGUAAUAUAACUGUAGACAAUUGGUUCACAUCAUUAGAAUUAGCUGAUUACUUGCUUCAGAAGAAUCUUACUCUGGUUGGAACUAUUAGGAAGAAUAAACCUGAGAUUCUGCCAGAGUUUACACAAACAAGAAACACGGAAAUAAGCACAGCACUGUUUGGGUUUCAGAAAAACUCAACUCUAAUGUCAUAUGUCGCCAAGAAAAACAAGACAGAUCUGUUACUAUCCACAUCACGAUAACACAAUUGAUGCCGCUUCUGGCGAUAAGAAAAAGCCAGAAAUAACAUUUUAUAAUGCAACCAAAUCAGGAGUUGAUACUGUCGAUCAGCUAUGCGGUACCUACAGUGUAUCAAGAAAAGCCAACAGAUGGCCAAUGGUGAUUUUUUUUUUUUCUUUUUUUUUUUAUGCCAUGAUGAACAUUCCAGGUAUAAAUGCGCAAAUAAUAAACCAUGCAAAUAACAGCAGUGGUGCAGUGAGUUUCUGAAACUUCUGGCAUGUAAUCUAGCUGACAAUUACUUGUGUCAGUGUUCCCAGUACGUAUCGUUGCCAAGAAAUCUCAGACAAGAUAUUCAGAAUCUUAUUCCAGAUGCAGCCACUGUUCAACCCACAGAAGAGGACCAAAGCUCAAAAAGACAGAGAUGCUGUGAAUGUGGUUGUUCAAAAAACCGGUAUGCCAAGUACAGAUGUCGCAGCUGUAAGAAAUUUUUGUGAAUAGAACAUGUGCAGCACGUAUGCGCUAACUGCUGAGAGUAGUGCUCACUGAAUGUGAUAUUUCUGUUAUAAUUUGUACAAUGCAAUUAACUUGCAACAUUUCCAUACAAGGACUGUAAUGCAAUUUUUUGAAAAGUGUAUGAUAGAUUUUCACCUUUGUGAUGAAAGGCACUAAAAGUUAUGUAAUGUGACAGUCAGCCGUUUUGUGAAGCACAUUUAUACUUAAAAAUAAGAAAAAUAAAAUAUUUUCCA
Molecule: messenger RNA, 2299 nt
Organism: Schistocerca piceifrons (Central American locust)
Lineage: Eukaryota; Metazoa; Arthropoda; Insecta; Orthoptera; Acrididae
Exons: 2
Coding region: 1178-1576 (132 amino acids)
Source: RefSeq, a predicted model, not a curated record